GUAUUUAAUUAUGGUGCACUCUAGUAUUGCAGAAAUAAUUUAGUUAUAAAAUGUGCUACUGAUUGCACUUAGCAAACUACCUGACUGUAUAAUGUCAGGUGUCCAUCCCGCCAGCACUGUGGGCUACACCUCUACUGCUGGUGACUGGCUUUAUGGCUCAGAGGGAAACCAAGACAUACAACUUUCACCAGCAAAAAGUCCUGAUAAAAAGAAGGUCCAGCUAAAAGAUCCUGAUCGUUGCUUCCCAGUAAAGGUGGCAGUGGAGUCCUCACGAUUGUUUGAUAAAUCAAGCAGCACAAAUUACCAGCUAUGUUCCAAGAAGUUUCCCUCUAUAAAAUUUACUUUCGAAUCUCUGAUCAGGAACAGCAGAGUAAACACUGAAUGCCUGGCAAAUAGCGCUGCAAAAGCGUACAGAAGACAGAAACAGAUGGUGGUGCCGUUUAUUUGGGGCAUUCUGGUUGGGAUAACUAUUACUGCGCUCCUGUUUCAACAGCACAUACUUUUUAGUGGGACAAUUAAUUGGCCACCUGAUGCUGGAAGAGUCGUAGCCAUAGACGAUACAUUAAGGAACUCUAUAUUAAUAGGGGCUAAUAAAUCUCUUUCUAGUAGAGCUGUUCAAACAACUAUAUCAACACGGUUUGUUCAUCAGAAUUUGGGAAACAGUUUAAUUUCAAGUGAUGCCCCACCAUCAUCAAAGAUUGAGGAGUCAACGAAGGUAAAAACUCGGUUGUAUGUUGGGGUCAUCACUGCCGAAAAAUUCCUUCCUACAAGAUCAGUUGCUGUGAACAAUACAUGGGGAAAUCAGGCUGACAAGUUAGAGUUCUUUGCCGCUAAUGGAACCCCUGAAGAAUAUGGUGUACCAGUUGUAAGUUUGGAAGGAGUCAGUGACCAUGAAUAUCCUCCGCAGAAAAAAGCAUUUCGCAUGCUACAGCACAUCUGCACACAUCAUAUCAACGAUUUUGAGUGGUUUGUCAGGGCAGAUGAUGAUGUUUACAUGAGGGUUGAGCUACUCAAGCAGUUCCUGACACAAAUCGACGCCGAAAAAAUGAUUUACAUGGGUCAGCCGGGGCACGGAGUACCAGAAGUUCGCGACCGACUUGGACUGCACGGCCACAACUUCUGCAUGGGCGGACCAGGGGUCUUCUUCAACAGGAAAACACUUAAAGCCCUGUGUCCUCACAUCAGCCAGUGUAUAAAUGACGUCGUAUCCGGCGAAGAGGAUGUGGAGAUCGGACGAUGCGUCACAGCUCAUUUGCAUAUCGAGUGCACUCAUGCGUGGGAGACCCUGAAACUCUUCUACCAUUCCUACCAAGAAGAAUACACUGAGGAGAAACCAUUUCUUGGCAAUCUUGCCGAGAACGACCAUGUCAAUAAAGCUCUCACUUUGCACCAUAUUAAAGUGCCUUACAUAAUGUAUCGCGUGCACCGACAUUACACCAGUAUUAUGGUGAACGCUACUGUGCAGAAAAUGAAAUCACAGCGGAUCGACCUUGAGCUGUCCAACAUUCGUCUACCCAUGGAUGAACAGCGCCAGCUUGUGACCAGCAAACAGAUUCCCAUGGCGAACAAACCCAGCCACUUACGUGAAGUUAAUACAUGGAAAUCAUUUCGCACCGAUUCGAUAUACUCUAUAGCGGCCGGUGACGUCACGAGUGACAUCACAAAUGACGUACUUGCUGAUUUAAAACAGAUCGGGGAAACUGGUAUUGACGAAGCGAUCGGUCUUCCGCAACAGCAGUUUACCUACAGUCACGUAAGCGAUGGUUACCUACGAUCUGAUCCCGUCCGUGGAACUGACUACUUGCUCGACGUUUAUUUCAGCAGCAAAUCAAACGACGUUGCUGACGAAAUUCGUCGUGUGCAUCUGGUACGACCUUUGAGCGAGUUGGAAGUCACGCAUGUUAAAAGACCUUCAGUCGCCAAUAAAGGUGCGAGACCUCCGUUCUACGUCAUACUUCCAUUACCCGGGUCACGUGGUUCUGACCUAGACGUGUUUGUGCGGAACGAGUUUGAGCCAUCUUUCUUCGUACCUGAAGACGACCGCGCUUUUUUGAUCGUCGUGCCGUUAGGUGGCGCCGACAAGCAGCAAAGCCCAACUAUCAACGAAGUGUCGGAUUGGUACAGAGUUAAAUACCCCCAAACUCCGAUUACUAUUUUAGAAAGAUCUAGCAUCCAAACAGUGGAAGAUGCUUACUCUCAAGGUCUUGCUCUUAUCCAGGAACAACAGAAACCUGGUGACCUGUCGCCGCUGGUGCUUUUCACUGCGACAAACCUUACUCUGACGUCAAACGUCUACAGUUCGUGCCUCUUUCGUACCGGGUUGUCUGACGUCACACAAUCGGACAGUUUCUAUAGCAACUACAACUUCGUCGAUUACAAGAGCCGAAGAAAACGUUCCAGUCGACCUUUCGCGCAAAUCUAUCAACCUGUCCCAUUCCGGAUUUUUCCGCUUGCAUCCGGAACCCAAGAGCCGAACACUGGAGCACAGAUCGUUAAUGAAGAUAUCGGUUUUUGGGACACGUCGUCUACCUUUGGCGAAGAAGGCAACGACGUCUUAGCGCCACUAUGCGGCCGACUAAACGACCUCGCACUACCCACAGUUGGGCUGAGGACGCACGAGAACACAACUUCUCAACAAAAAUCACUAAAGCAGUCCAUAUACGAGCGCAUAUAUAGCGGACAACUGACUAUUAUUCGAACGCCUGACCGCAAUUUUUUUACUAAACCUAGAAGGUGACAAACAGAUGUAGCCACGUAACUGUGCGUCCAUACACUGCUAGUGUUAUCGUCGAUAUCAUGCCUGACGUAUUUAGUAUUUAUUAUUCUAACUCAUUUUAUACAUGUAUAUAUCCUAUUUAUUAUCACAUUAUUAUCACACGGUGAAAGGUACAAUUAGAGAAUUCUUUGUUUUUUCCGCCUUAGUUAAAAGACGUUUCGUUUCGCCACCAUGCAGUAUAUCAUUACCGAGCAUGCAAGACUGACAACAAAGCAUUUUACUUAUUAGGAAUCAACUGGUCUUGCCAAGUUGCAGGCCCGUUUCGCUUGGCUGCUCACCCACACAAUGCACGGGUGCUUGAAAUAUUGUUAAGUUUUGCAUUUUCUCAAAUGACAAUUUUAGUAUUUUGCGUUAGUAUCUAUACAUGCUUACGUACUACUUACUUGCUGCUAAUUUCGGUAAACAACCCCACAACAACCGUUACCAUUUACCAAUAACAGUUCUAAAAAGCUAUUUUUACUUGCAUUCCACAGACACAGUUGCCGUGACCCCUUUUAACAAACCUGUUUUUUUUUAAAACCGUCUUUUCGAUUUCUUACGCUUAAUUUUAAGAAUCCACCCAUGACAAUUCUACAAUUUAAGAUUUUUGUAAAGUAAUUUUCAUGUAUACUAAAUCAACCCUACAUAUAUGAUGCAAAAUCCUAUCAGCGACGAAAAUAUUCCAUUAAGUAUUUUAUCGAAGGUGCCAAGCCCCAAAUUUAAUAUAACAGAGGUUUUCUUGAUUUAU
Messenger RNA from Ciona intestinalis (vase tunicate), 3503 nucleotides. Its product is annotated as chondroitin sulfate synthase 1-like. The record is from RefSeq and is a predicted model, not a curated record. Gene Ontology annotation, cellular component: Golgi cisterna membrane. Gene Ontology annotation, molecular function: glucuronosyl-N-acetylgalactosaminyl-proteoglycan 4-beta-N-acetylgalactosaminyltransferase activity. Lineage: Eukaryota; Metazoa; Chordata; Ascidiacea; Phlebobranchia; Cionidae.